AUGGAUCCGACCGCCGGUUCUGGGGUAAACAGUGGAACCGCGGGAGGGCGAUCAUCACCUGGUGUAUACGUGAGUCAAUCUUCAGCCUCAGGAGGCGGUAAACACGGUAGCGUUAGCGAACCAAGCAGCUUACGCGGCACGAGCUUCCGUGUUGGCACCCCGACACCUGGACAAACGGCGGGUUCGGUGUACGGCACUGUACCGGCUGAGCGCUCACGGUAUCAGAGUGGAUCGAUGCGCGCGACCGGGCUGAACACCAGCACAGGCUCCGGGCAACAGUCAAGUUCAAGACCUGGUUCCACGCGGAGCUACGACUUUGAGCGGAACUCAUCUCAAGCGUAUGGCCAAGCUCGUGCCCAGUCGGCUCGCCUCGGUUCUAACUAUGCGGGUCUCGAUCCGUAUGGCGCACUGGCGGCCCCGACAGGUGCGCCAAGUGCCAGUGCUGCAGGCCUGCCGCCGGCGCCAAUGCCUGACGUUAGUGCUGCGUACGCGAAGCCACGGACUGAGGGUGGAUUUUUGGCGUCCACGCAGGAUUCCUGGAAAGCUUUUAAAGCGCGGGUUAAAAGCGACGUCUGGAAAGUCGCUGUUGUGAAAGCGACAAAUCACGUGGUUUCCGAACCUAAGGAAAAACACGUUCAGGUCAUUCUUCGCGGCACCUAUAUGGGUGGAAAUAUUAUGGACAAAUUAACACCGACUGGUGCUAUUCUACAUCAACUUGGAAAACGCCUUCAGUGGAAAGACUGGAUUGUUGUACUGAAAUCCAUGCUUGUGUUUCACCGGAUUUUCCAGGAUGGGAACCCGGCAUUCACGUCGUUUUUGGCAAAUAACGCAAGCAAUGUUUUCCGCUUUCAUGGUUACAUCGAACAGACCUCAGACGCUAUUAUGAACAUGCCCGUCAUCCUGUCGUAUUCGCAGUAUCUUGAGCGUUGGUGCCUGACGAAACAGAAAAUAGACUGGCCGGAGAGAAUUCAGGAUACGAAUCCUUACGCGGCUCCAGGGAUGGCUUUCAUGGCUUCGGGUGUGAAUACUUAUCAGACGAUGCCCCCUGGUGCAUCGCAAAUGCGUGAUGCGCCGAGUUUGCGCAGUGGACGUUUGCGGGGGCCGUCACGCUUUGAAGACUGCGAUUUUCUGCAGCUAAUCAGUGAAGUGCCGUACUUACAAGAUAAUUUAGACCUGCUGUUGGCGGUCAGGCUCGAGUUUGGAAAUGCGAGCUGCCUUCCAGCGCGCGGAGCGGUGCGCCUUUGUUUGAGAGACUUGGCAGAGCUCUUACCUGCUUUAUCUAGAGCUGUGCAGAAUCUGGUGGAACAGUUCUACAGUGUCGAUGCUCCGGAAAUUCUAGAGUCUGCAUUUGAGAUCUACCGUAGAUAUCUCGAUCAAGAUAUAGGGGUUGCGCAAUACUUGAAGCAGUGCCAAUCUGUGGGUGUGGGCCAACCUAUGCCAAAUGUGGCUCGCCCAUCCCAGAGCGUUCUUGAUGAAAUGUUCGAUCAUUUAGAACGCGUUAAGAUGGGAGAUAUCCCGCGAAUCCGUGGCGAUGAACUAGACUCAACUGAACAAGAAAUUGUGAAUGAAAAGCCACAAGACGCGUCAGCCGAGUCAUCGCAACUGGUUUCGACCUCACGCAAUGAUCCCGGAAUGCAAAAAAAUGAACAAGCCGCUGCACAGAUCGCUUCAGUCGAAGGCACUGAAGCGCAUCCAAUGGACGCUAGCUCGACUCAGGUUGUCGCAGCCACGCAAACGGAGACAGGCAAUGAACACGGAGAAUCUCGAGUUAUUGGCUCUGCUACACAGCGAGCGCUGAACCAAACGGAGGAUAAUACUGCUGUGACCAGAGUUCAGACUGGUGCGUCAAUCAAAGAUGAAGGCGACGGGCCCCAACUCGAGCAGGCUGAUCGUGGGCGCCAAGUUUCGCGUAAGAAAGUCAGCACAGCUCCUCCAGCUGUUAUUGAAAAGAAGGAGUCGGCGAAACCAAAAGAGUUUGAUCUACUUGCGCUGCUUGAGGGUAGCAGCGACUCAGAUGAUCAGAUAGAAUCCGAGUCGGACUCUUCGACGACGAGCGCAAAUCAACGGAGCAAGCGAGGCGUUGCCCCACGCAAAGCUGCAGGUACAGCUACCGCAUCUGCAAAGGGCAAGAGGAGCACGGAUGGCGUCGAUCCCCGACAUCGAACAGAUACAGAACUGGUUGCCCCAAGCACUGAGCAGUUUGCAUAUCAAGCCGGUGGCUAUGGUAUGCUGCCGCCGUAUGCAUCACACGGCGCUUACCCUAUGUAUCCGCCGCCUCCAGUGCCUGGGGCCUUUCCGGGUGUGCACCCAGGGGCUUUUGGUCCACCCGGGUAUCCACCGCAGUUCUACGCUCCACCGGUUCCUCAUGUACAGUCUCACGGUACAACGCCGCAGUCAGAUUUAGGGAAUGGGCCACCAUCUUAUUACCGGCCGCAGCUGCCCCCCAUGCAGCAGUAUCCAAUGGCGAUCAGCCCACUCCAGAAUCCUGCGCUACCUCCACCCUUCUUCACGGGGGCUUCAAUGCCUCAAAGCUCUGGUAGCGGAGGCUCCGCUGCACAAACAAGCUUCAUGAGGGAUCAGGAGAAUACCGGCCGCAAAGUUACACCUGCAGAUCAACACUUUUUCGAUCUAUUUGAAGAGGCUAUGCCGAAAAAAUAA
Messenger RNA from Cyanidioschyzon merolae strain 10D, 2658 nucleotides. RefSeq lists its product as hypothetical. Lineage: Eukaryota; Rhodophyta; Bangiophyceae; Cyanidiales; Cyanidiaceae. Gene Ontology annotation, molecular function: SNARE binding; 1-phosphatidylinositol binding; clathrin heavy chain binding. Bases 1 to 2658 code for a protein of 885 amino acids. The transcript has a single exon. Gene Ontology annotation, cellular component: clathrin-coated vesicle; clathrin-coated pit. Gene Ontology annotation, biological process: clathrin-dependent endocytosis; vesicle budding from membrane; clathrin coat assembly. The record is from RefSeq and is a predicted model, not a curated record.